AUCGAUAUAUCGAGUAAUAUCGCUCAUCACUAGCACGGAACUGAUUUGACGCAUCGUGGACGCUUAAUUUGUGGUAUUUCAAUAAUUUAUUUUAAUAUUUUGGUUGCAAUAACUUUUUAAAGUAGAGUAGAAAAUGUCUGGCAUCGCAAGUGCACGUUUAGCAGAGGAAAGAAAAGCUUGGCGCAAGGAUCAUCCUUUUGGUUUUGUUGCCAGACCGAUGAAGAAUCCAGAUGGCUCUUUGAAUCUUAUGACUUGGGAGUGUGCUAUUCCCGGAAAAAAGGGGACACCAUGGGAAGGAGGACUAUAUAAAUUACGUAUGAUUUUUAAAGAUGAUUAUCCUUCAAGCCCACCUAAAUGCAAGUUUGAGCCACCAUUGUUCCAUCCAAAUGUCUAUCCAUCAGGGACAGUCUGUUUAUCACUUCUAGAUGAAGAAAAAGAUUGGCGUCCUGCCAUCACAAUUAAACAGAUCCUCCUUGGUAUCCAAGACCUACUUAAUGAACCAAAUGUUAAAGAUCCUGCACAAGCUGAAGCGUAUACAAUUUAUUGUCAAAAUCGGCUAGAAUAUGAUAAGAGAGUUCGAGCACAGGCACGUGCAAUGGCUGCUACUGAAUGAAUCUUAAAUAACCAUCUGGAGGAAUAUUGGCCAUGCUCUAAUGGUCAUCUCGCUAUGUGGUAGGGGAUUAGCAAAACAUUAACCUUUUUAUGGCCCCUGGAGAUUUCAUUGGCAAUUGUCAAUCUUAGCCUACAUUUGUGAUAAUGUUGAUUAAAAAAAAUUAAAAAGGAAAGUUGACUAUCAUUACAUUGCCAAGGAGAAAUCAUUCUCUUUAGAGUAUUCACAUCACUUACUUACAUUAUUGUCUUGAAAGGGGUGUUGUAAUAUUGUAUCUAGAACAAUGUAUUAAUUUAUUAAGCAUUUGAUACUUUUUGAAUGUCAUGCUUAAAUUUUACAAUAUCAUAUAUAACUUAGGAAUAAUUUGGUGAGAUCAGUUUCAUUUUGUACCUUGUAUUUGACUGUAAUAUCAGCAACCAAAUACUAAAAUUGCUAUGAAUAUGUAAAUCUUAUGUCUAUUGUAAAAUGUUACUUACUGUAUUGAAAAAAAGAUCAAUAUCACCAUAAUCAUUAUUGAAAUAUAGAUUUUCAAUCAUAGGGCAUAGAAAUUGAUAGGUAUGUUACAUUUAAUACAGAAAUUAUUUUUAAUACAGAAAGUUAUAAUUAAUGUCAAACAUUUUGUUUUAAAUAUUUAAUUACUUGUAAUGUGUCAUUGAAAUUAUUUUCAUAGUAAAUUAAAAACAAUUGAUAAUUAUUAGACUAGCUAAGCUUAAAUAUACAUGUUACAUGUGUGUUAAUAUGAUAAACUAUUCUCCUGUCACAAAGCGAGCCCUUGUAUCUGUUCUAUAAACAGUCCUUGUACUUUUUGCUGGAACCUAGAUUAUGAAAACGAUACAGUCAAUAAUUCAACAAUAUUAUUGAUAACAAAUAAAACAUUAGAGAUUCUAAUCACUUUAUCUGUAUAAAUUAAUUUCUUAAUACAGUUUAAAUCAUCAAUUAUGACUUAGAAUUAAGACUUCUAAGGUGUUUAAUAUUUAUUUCUGAGAUGACAUUUGUGAUACAGUAUUGUUUCAAAUUUUAAUAAUAUAAUAUUUAGAUAUAUUCCUCUUAUAAUAAACAUUGAAGUCACAGUCAGAAUCUGCUAUUAUUUUAACUAUUUUUGUAUGUUUAUGUUAGUUUUAUGGAAUAAUAAAUUCAAAAAACUAUA
Messenger RNA from Galleria mellonella (greater wax moth), 1757 nucleotides. It is a transcript of the gene lwr, whose product is annotated as SUMO-conjugating enzyme UBC9-A. The transcript has 5 exons. The record is from RefSeq and is a predicted model, not a curated record. The coding region runs from base 134 to 613 and encodes 159 amino acids. Gene Ontology annotation, molecular function: SUMO conjugating enzyme activity. Gene Ontology annotation, biological process: protein sumoylation. NCBI's taxonomy places the organism in Eukaryota, Metazoa, Arthropoda, Insecta, Lepidoptera, Pyralidae. Gene Ontology annotation, cellular component: nucleus.